Molecule: messenger RNA, 2028 nt
Organism: Anopheles marshallii
Lineage: Eukaryota; Metazoa; Arthropoda; Insecta; Diptera; Culicidae
Gene: Pgant9
Product: putative polypeptide N-acetylgalactosaminyltransferase 9
Exons: 9
Coding region: 1-2028 (675 amino acids)
Cellular component (GO): Golgi apparatus
Source: RefSeq, a predicted model, not a curated record
AUGGCAUUGCUUGGUAGACGGAGAUCCUCCUUCCUAAAGCUAGCCGCCCUGUGCGGUGUGGUGUGGUUUAUGGCUGUGUUUGUGCUCUACUCGGACGAUGCAAACCGGACGGGUCCGAGCGGUAGCGGCAGUGGUGCGGCCAGCGGGGGAGGUGCGAUGGAAUACGAAACUCCCCGGCGGUUACCGCUGGAGGGCAUCCGGAACAAGUUCAAUCAGUUCAUCGAGAACGCACGGUUGGACGCGGAUCGGCAGGACCCGGUAGUGCCGGACCAUGCGGCGGAUGUGAAUUUUGUCGAUCACAACGGCUUGGAGGAUGGUGGUGAUGACGGCGAGGCAGGAGUCGGUGGCGUUGAGCCGGACGUCGAUGAGCCGCCGGUAGUGAAGACCGCGAAAGCAACACCGUCAAAGCCAAACAGAGGACAAGACCAUGGAGGUGGUCUUGUGCUGCCCGGUGUGAUUGCCCCACCAAGCGAUGGACCGGGCGAGCUGGGAAAACCGGUCGUCCUGCCCAAGGAACUUUCGCCCGACGUGAAAAAGCUGGUCGAUGAAGGAUGGACCAAGAACGCUUUCAACCAGUACGUGGCGGACAUGAUCUCCAUCCGGCGAACGCUGCCCGAUCCGCGGGACGCUUGGUGCAAAGAGACGGAUCGAUACAUGGAAGAUCUGCCACCGACAUCCGUCAUCAUUUGCUUCCACAACGAGGCGUGGUCGGUGUUGCUACGUACCGUGCAUUCCGUACUCGACCGUUCACCCGAUCAUCUGGUGAAGGAAGUGAUACUUGUGGACGAUUUCUCUGAUAUGCCUCACACACAGAAGCAGCUGGAGGAAUACUUCCUCGCCUACCCGAAGGUGAAGAUCGUACGUGCGGCGAAACGCGAGGGACUCAUCCGUGCCCGUCUGCUCGGUGCCCGACAUGCAACAGCUCCAGUGUUAACGUAUCUCGAUUCUCACUGCGAAUGUACUAUCGGAUGGUUGGAGCCGUUGCUUGAUAGAAUCGCGCGUAACUCCACAACGGUGGUCUGUCCUGUGAUUGACGUCAUCGAUGACAACACGAUGGAGUAUCAUUAUCGCGAUUCGGGUGGUGUUAAUGUGGGCGGUUUCGACUGGAACCUGCAGUUCAACUGGCACGCUGUACCGGAGCGUGAAAAGCGCAAACAUAAGAGUCCUGCGGAACCCGUUUGGUCACCGACGAUGGCAGGCGGUCUGUUUGCGAUCGAUCGUGUAUUUUUCGAGCGGCUCGGCACGUACGAUUCCGGGUUCGACAUCUGGGGUGGUGAAAAUUUGGAGCUCUCCUUCAAGACGUGGAUGUGCGGUGGCUCGCUAGAGAUUGUGCCCUGUUCGCACGUUGGUCACAUCUUCCGGAAACGUUCACCGUACAAGUGGCGAACGGGUGUGAAUGUGAUCAAGCGUAACUCGGUCCGGUUAGCUGAGGUGUGGAUGGAUGAGUACGCACAGUACUACUACCAGCGUAUUGGUAAUGAUAAGGGCGAUUAUGGUGAUGUGAGCACGCGUAAGAAGCUACGCGAAGAGCUUGGUUGCAAAUCGUUCCGAUGGUACUUGGACAACAUCUAUCCGGAGCUGUUCGUGCCUGGUGAUGCAGUUGCUUCUGGCGAGAUUCGGAACCUGUGGUCUAAUCUGUGUAUCGAUUCGGCGGCAAAACCCGAGGACAUGCAUUCGCCGUUGGGCAUUUGGCCCUGCCAUCAGGCCGGCGGCAACCAGGGCAAGGUGGGCGCACCCGACCAGCAUAUGUUCUCCCGUUACUGGAUGCUGAGCAAAACGGGUGAGAUCCGACGGGAUGAGGCGUGCCUCGAUUACGCCGGCGAUGACGUUGUACUGUACCCGUGCCACGGUUCCCGGGGCAACCAGUACUGGAACUAUUCGAACGACUCGCACCUGCUGCGGCACGGUUCAUCGGACCGGUGUCUGGCAAUCAACGAGGCCAAGAACAAGCUGAUCAUGCAAGACUGCAAUGCGGCCGUGGAGGCACAACGGUGGUCCUUCCAGAACUAUGACGCCAGCAAGCUGUGA